Triticum turgidum subsp. durum (durum wheat) is the source of this 2073-nucleotide messenger RNA. The record is from the annotation of a GenBank genome assembly. Lineage: Eukaryota; Viridiplantae; Streptophyta; Magnoliopsida; Poales; Poaceae.
AUGGGUUUCAGCGUCGGGGAGACGCUCGCGUCGUCGGUGGUGAAGGAGGCGGUGAACAUGAUCCGCGUCGCGGCCGAGCGCGAGGCGGGCCUGCUCUGGAGCUUCAAGGACGACCUGGGGGCCAUGGGGGACACGCUGGAGACCAUCCACGCGGCGCUCAGGGACGCGGACGCCGCCCAGGGGCCGGCGCCGGCGAGGAUGGACGAGAGGACGCGCCUGCUGCUCGGGCGCCUCAAGGCGGCGGCGCAGGACAUCGAGGACCUGCUGGAGGAGUUCGCGGACGCCGGCGCCCGGGGCCGCCGCAGCAACUGGCUCCGCGAGGGGUCUCGCUGCUGCUAUAAUAUAUCUCUGUCGCGCAGUAUCUUGGCUCACAAAACGAGGAAGAUGAGGGAAAGAUUAGGAAGAAUUCAAGCAGAUGCUGGACUUGCUAGAUCCCAUGGUGGCACGAGCAGCAAUCUCCAUGAUCAGGAUGAUGGUAUCAGCCGAAGAGAAACAUGGUCAGAUUUCAGAGAAUAUAUUGUGGGGAGAGAGGAGGACAGAGAAGCAGUAGUGAGCACUUUGCUCAGGCACACUGAGAAAGAGCUCUCUGUUAUCUCGAUACAUGGCUUUGGCGGUUUAGGGAAGACGACACUUGCCCGGCUGGCCUUCAAUGCUGAGCCUGUGAUUAGAGCCUUCGAUUGUAGGGUCUGGAUUCAUGUGUCUAUGAAAUAUGAUUUGAUUAAAAUUGGGAAGUCGAUACUUUCCAAACUUGAAGCAAAUUGUUCUGGUGAUUUGGAUCACUUGAAGACACAACUGAAAGGAUUGCUCAAGGACAAGACUUUCUUGAUCGUUCUGGAUGACAUUUGGGAGGAAGACCCGCAUGAACUGGUGAAGUUGAUGGAUUUUCUGAAUGUUGGUGCAAAAGGAAGCAUGGUCUUAGUUACUACACGAUAUGAGAAAAUCGCUAUAAACAUGGACCCUGUUCUAUGCCACAGGCUGGACAGUUUAUCUGAUGGAGAAUGUUGGGAUCUUUUUAAGGAAACAGCCUUCGUCUCUGAAGCCAAAGAAGCAAGACUGCAACACAUCGGCAGAGAUAUAGUAAAGAAGUGCAAAGGUGUUCCUCUAGCUGUGAGAUCGCUUGCAUUUAUACUAAAAUUCAAGGAAGGGGUUGAUGAGUGGGAAGAUAUCAGGGAUAGUCACCUCUGGGAAUUGGAGGAAAAACAAGAUAUAUCUUUUGAGAGUGUCCUACCAUCAUUGAAGUUGAGCUUUCAACAUAUGUCUGCCACCUUGAAAUUAUGCUUUGUGUAUUGCUCUGUCUUCCCAAAAGGCAGUUACAUUGAUAAGGACUUGCUGAUCCAACAAUGGAUUGCACUUGGGUUUAUUCGGCUUAAUGAGUCGUUCCAUCCUGAAAGGCACGGUGAGGAGUAUGUUAAACAACUUUUGGGGAUGUCCUUCCUUCAGAUUUCAACUACACAAACACCUAUUACCAGGAAAUGUAUUGAAGCACCAAAUGUAUUCUGUUUGCAUGACCUAGUAUAUGACUUGGCAAGAUCCCUGGCGAUGGUGGACCUACUUUUCCUUGACACUGAGAGUAACCUUAAAGUUAGUUCCACACACAGUGAUUGCCGUUAUGCAGUGCUCACCAAUUGCAGUCCAACAACUCUCCCUAACAAGAUGAUGCGAAAACUGAGGGCUCUCCAUGUUAACGAAUGGAAGCAAGAAAAGAUCCCUAAUAAAAUAUUUGCUACUAAAUUCUUGAGAGUCUUGAAUUUAAGUGGAUGUUCUCUUUUGGUGCUGCCAAGUCGCAUCAAACAGUUGAAGCUACUGAGGUACCUUGAUGCUUCAGGAAUGCAAGAUAAAACGCUUAAUCACUUGAGCAGUCUGCAGAAUUUACAGGCAUUAAAGCUCUCAGGUAGCUUGAUUGGGGCACUUCCACAGGACAUGGGUUCUCUUGAGAAGCUGCGUUAUUUAAAUCUGAGUGGUUGUUCUAAUCUUUUGGUACUGCCAGAAUCAUUAUGUAGUCUUGGAAACUUGCAGUAUCUAGACAUGUCAAACUGCUCUGCAGUUGCCUCCACAUUUUGGCAAUCUUUUUAG